AUGCUGUUGCUUGCAACCAUUUUGACGACUAUUGCCUGUACUCUGAGUGCUGCAGAACCAGAAUGCGAAGCUUAUAUGACAGAUGAACUCCUUUAUUUCUCAAAAGAAGGUAAUGUCUCUAUUGGGGGUGUUUUUUCAUUCCACCAAAAUCCAGUUGGAGUAAAUCCAACACUCAGAACUAAUCCAGGAAACAUCAGAUGCAAUGGACUUGAUCCUGGGGAACUGCAAUAUGCAAUCACAAUGAUUUUUGCCAUUGAGGAAAUAAACAAUAGAACUGACCUACUUCCUGGCUUUAUACUUGGCUACCGCAUUUAUGACUCUUGCCCAAGUAUCCCUCUCUCUGUUGGAGCAUCAUUAACUCUGAUGAAUGGGCAAAUGGAGACUAAAAAAAGCUGUGCAAGUCCAUCUGCUGUGCAAGCUGUGAUUGGAGAAACUACAUCAACAUCCACCAUAGACAUCGCAAGGACUAUUGGUCCAUUUAAAAUUCCAGUGCUUAGCCAUUCAGCAACCUGUGCAUGUCUCAGUAAUAGACAGCAAUAUCCAUCUUUCUUCAGGACCAUUCCAAGUGAUUACUACCAGAGCAGAGCACUGGUUAAACUGGUCACCUAUUUUGGCUGGAAGUGGGUUGGAGCUGUAAGAAGCAUGGGAGAUUAUGGUAACAAUGGAAUGGCCACUUUUCUAGAAGCAGCUGAGAAAGAGGGUAUCUGUGUCGAAUACUCUGUGUCCAUUUACAGAACAAAUUCAAGAGAGAAGAUUUUGGAGGUUACAGACAUAAUUAAAAAAUCAACAUCUAAAGUCAUAGUGGCUUUUGCAGAUGGCAACGAUUUGGACAUGCUGAUUAAAGAGCUUUAUUACCAAAAUGUAACUGGUUAUCAGUGGGUUGGAAGUGAGGGUUGGAUCACGUACAGAUUUCUAGCAACUGCGAUUAACUAUGCUGUGGUUGGGGGGGCAAUAGGUUUUGCUGUGCCAAACGCUUAUAUUCCUGGGUUAAAGGAGUUUAUUACAGGUAGCCAGCCUUCUUUGAGACCAGGCAACACAGGACUGGUUGAACUUUGGGAAAGUGUGUUUGACUGCACUUUAAAUUCACAAACACACAAUGCCUCCAAGAUAUGCAAUGGGCAGGAGUCCUUAGCAAAUAUAAAUACACGUUUUACAGAUGUGUCUGAUGCUAGUCUUUUAAACAAUGUCUACAAUGCAGUCUACGCCGUUGCUCAUGCUGUUGAAGAACUGCUGACUUGUGAGAAAGGGAAGGGGCCAUUCCACAAAAAAACAUGUGCAGAGAAAGGGAAAAUACAGCCUUGGCAGGUGCUGUAUUAUCUAACUCAGGUGAACUUUACGACCAAAAAUGGAGAAAAUGUUCACUUUGACAAACAUGGUGACCCAGUUGCACGUUACACACUGGUUAAUUGGCAGAUGAGCUAUGAAGGAAUAAUAACAUUUGAAUCCAUUGGCUUGUAUGACGCAUCCAAGCCAGAGGGACAAGAGAUUCAAAUGAGAGAUGAUAUUGAGGCAAUCUGGGCAGGAAACCAGAAAAAAGUGCCUCUGUCUGUGUGCAGUGAGACUUGCCUUCCAGGCACUCGACAAGCUUUUGUGAAAGGAAAACCUAUUUGCUGCUUCGACUGCAUUGACUGUGCAGAUGGAGAGUUCAGCAACACCACAAAUGCAGUUACAUGCAUACCAUGCCCUCUUGAGUACAAAUCAAAUGGGAAUAGAACACAAUGUGUCCUCAAAAACAUUGAAUUCCUGACAUUUAAUGAAGUAAUGGGUAAUAUACUUGUAACAUUUUCUAUGUGUGGUGGAUGUCUCACAAUCACAGUAGGGCUGAUUUUUUUCUACCACAGACACACACCAAUUGUCAGAGCCAACAACUCAGAGCUGAGCUUCCUGCUGCUUUUCUCGCUCACUUUGUGUUUUCUGUGUUCUCUUACUUUCAUCGGUCAGCCCACUGAAUGGUCCUGUAUGUUGCGUCACACAGCAUUUGGGAUCACUUUUGUGCUCUGCAUUUCCUGUGUUCUAGGUAAAACAUUAGUUGUUUUAAUGGCAUUCAGGGCUACACUGCCAGGAAGUAAUGUCAUGAAAUGGUUUGGACCUCCUCAACAGAGAUUAAGUGUUUUUGUCUUUACUUUUAUACAAUUGCUAAUUUGCAUGCUUUGGUUAACAAUGUCACCUCCAUUUCCCAACAAAACUACAAACAAUUAUAAAGACAAAAUAAUUCUUGAGUGUGAUUCAGGUUCAGCUGUUGGCUUCUGGGCUGUACUCAGUUAUAUUGGCUUUCUGGCUAUCUUAUGUUUUAUUCUAGCUUUUCUUGCCCGCAAGCUGCCUGAUAACUUUAAUGAAGCCAAAUUCAUCACAUUCAGUAUGCUCAUAUUCUGUGCUGUAUGGAUCACUUUUAUUCCAGCUUAUAUCAGUUCCCCAGGAAAAUUCACUGUAGCCGUGGAGAUAUUUGCUAUUUUAGCAUCAAGUUAUGGAAUGCUCUUUUGUAUAUUCAUUCCUAAAUGCUACAUUAUUUUACUAAAACCAGACUUGAACUCUAAGAAAAAAAUCAUGGGUAAAGUGUCUUCAAGGGUUUUUUGA
This is a messenger RNA of Danio rerio (zebrafish), 2574 nucleotides long. RefSeq names its product olfactory receptor C family, j1 (gene olfcj1). Gene Ontology annotation, cellular component: membrane; cell periphery; plasma membrane. Lineage: Eukaryota; Metazoa; Chordata; Actinopteri; Cypriniformes; Danionidae. The record is from RefSeq and is marked provisional. Gene Ontology annotation, molecular function: G protein-coupled receptor activity. Gene Ontology annotation, biological process: G protein-coupled receptor signaling pathway.